AUGAUUUACGAGGAUGCCGGUGUCCUGAAGAUGGCCUCACGCACCCCGUCCCUUGAGUCGCUACCCGGUGCCAACUCUAUAGGUUCGCUGGAGCGUGGCUCCUUAUCACCGCUGACUUUGAGCGGCUCCUCGCCCCCAGCGAGCGACUCCGCCGUAUGUGAUCUUCGCGAAUUCGACGGCCUAGAUACCAUCUGUGCGAUCUGCCGAGAGACAUUUGUCGACCCCAAAGUACUCAAUUGCUUCCAUACGUUUUGCCGGGGUUGCCUGGAACGAGAGCAAACACACCCUGACAAAGUAACUUGCGUCACUUGCCGAGUGGACAGCCAGCUUCCGCCGGCCGGCGUUCCUGGACUUCUAACGAACUUAGUGAUCGCAGCGGCCGUAGAACAGGACGCUGAUCUCUUGCCGAGCGGUCGUCAAACUAACUCGCCGACUGCGCGUUGUACCGGCUGCAAAUCGAAGGAAUCUGACGCCGUAGCGCGCUGCGUAGAUUGCGCCAACUUUCUCUGCCCGAACUGCGUCAUGGCUCAUCAAUUUAUGCACUGUUUCGAAGGCCACAGGGUGCUCGCUUUCACAGAUCUCAAAGACGACAAAGGCCUCCUCACCUCGACGCUUACGGCGAGCGGUGACAAAACUGCAUUCUGCCCGAGACACAAGAACGAUAUCUUGAAAUAUUUUUGCCGCACUUGCUCAGUACCAGUGUGCAAAGAGUGUACUAUAAUUGAACACCCCGCUGCGCUUCACGAUUGCGAACACUUGUCAGAUGCGGGCCCUAAACAACUAGAACUGAUGCAACAAGCGGUUAACGAAGCUAAAACGCGCGCCACAGAAAUCAGGCACGUAGUGAAAACAGUGGAGCACGCCGCUGGUAAACUGCAAGUACAAUACCACAAAGCUCAAAAUGAAAUUAACGACACCUUCCAAUUCUAUCGCUCUAUGCUAGAAGAGCGCAAGCAAGAAUUAUUGAAGGAACUCGAUAGCGUCUUCUCGACGAAACAGAUCGCUCUGACCGUCGUCGGACAAAAAGCUCAAGAAACCGUCGACAAAAUAUAUCAAACGUGCGAUUUCGUCGAGAGGUUAACUAAGUGCGCAAAUAUUGCGGAAAUAUUGAUGUUUAGAAAAUUAUUAGACACUAAACUGCAAUCACUGAUGAGUACCAAUCCUGAACAGAGCGUGCAAACCGCCUGCGAACUUGAAUUCGUCUCUAAUUACCAGGCCAUUCAAGUCGGUGUAAGGAACACUUUUGGCUACGUACGCUCUAGCUCCGAAUCGAACGUCGGCCCUACCAAGCAACCGCCUAUCGCGCGCCCCACUAAUGGUUCUCUUUUGAACGGAGGAUCCUCUUCGAGCAGUAGCAGCGUCAAUGGAAGCUCUGGAAGCCUCAAUGGCGGAAUACACCUCCCUACUGGAUUAAACGGUGUUCUAGACCGGCCUUACACAAAUGGUUUACUGGGUCCGGCUAGUCAGUCCACGUCCCCGUUCGAUACGAAUAUCAUUUCGAAAAGAUUCACAAGCGGCAGCACGCUCGGACCAUUUUCCUCUGCUAUUGGAGACAUAAAUUUAAACGGAAUAAAUCCUUACGAAAAGUGGUCAAAUGGAGGAUGUGACUCCUUAUUCCCUCCGGCCACCUCGGAUCCCUACUCGCUCUCCGCUGCCACUCAUUCUGACCCCAUUUUAGACUUGACAAACAAGUUAAUAUCGACUGCCAUAUAUCCUCCAAAGUCACAAAUUAAGAGACAAAAAAUGAUAUAUCAUUGUAAAUUUGGUGAAUUCGGAGUCAUGGAAGGGCAAUUCACAGAACCGAGCGGUGUCGCCGUGAACGCCCAGAACGAUAUCAUCGUCGCCGAUACGAACAACCACCGUAUCCAAAUUUUUGACAAAGAGGGUCGUUUCAAGUUCCAAUUCGGCGAAUGCGGUAAACGCGAUGGACAGCUCUUGUACCCUAACAGAGUUGCCGUCGUGCGCACGUCGGGCGAUAUCAUCGUCACAGAGAGAUCGCCGACACAUCAAAUACAAAUCUAUAACCAGUACGGCCAAUUUGUUCGAAAAUUCGGAGCGAACAUUCUUCAGCAUCCGAGAGGCGUCACCGUCGACAACAAAGGAAGAAUUGUCGUCGUGGAAUGUAAAGUGAUGCGCGUCAUUAUUUUCGAUCAAGUCGGAAACGUGCUCCAGAAAUUCGGAUGCUCUAAACAUCUAGAGUUCCCCAACGGGGUCGUCGUCAAUGACAAACAGGAGAUAUUCAUAAGCGACAAUCGUGCGCAUUGCGUUAAGGUAUUCAACUAUGAAGGGAUUUACCUGCGCCAAAUAGGAGGCGAGGGAGUCACCAACUACCCUAUCGGCGUCGGCAUCAACGCCGCUGGAGAAAUUCUAAUCGCCGACAAUCACAACAAUUUCAACCUCACGAUAUUCACGCAAGACGGGCAACUGGUGUCCGCCCUGGAAAGCAAAGUGAAGCACGCGCAGUGCUUCGACGUAGCGCUCAUGGACGACGGUUCGGUGGUGCUCGCCAGCAAGGACUACCGCCUUUACAUCUAUCGUUACGUGCAAGUGCCGCCGAUCGGCAUGUGA
Messenger RNA from Leptosia nina, 2568 nucleotides. NCBI's taxonomy places the organism in Eukaryota, Metazoa, Arthropoda, Insecta, Lepidoptera, Pieridae. The record is from the annotation of a GenBank genome assembly.